Cicer arietinum (chickpea) is the source of this 3291-nucleotide messenger RNA. RefSeq names its product kinesin-like protein KIN-UA. The record is from RefSeq and is a predicted model, not a curated record. Gene Ontology annotation, molecular function: plus-end-directed microtubule motor activity; microtubule binding; ATP binding. NCBI's taxonomy places the organism in Eukaryota, Viridiplantae, Streptophyta, Magnoliopsida, Fabales, Fabaceae. Gene Ontology annotation, biological process: spindle elongation; mitotic spindle assembly; microtubule-based movement. Gene Ontology annotation, cellular component: mitotic spindle; spindle microtubule.
AAAAAAAUAAAACAAAAUAAAAAUAGGCAGUACUGUAGUGUAGAAGUCUGGUUGAGAAGAAAACUCAAAUUUAUGUGAGUCACAUCUAUAGCGGUUGCGGAUUGAAGAAGUGGAGUGCAAUUGCAUAUACUUAUUCAACAACUCUUGUCUGUGUGUUUGCUUCAUGAGCCAGCAAACCAAAACCCUCUUUUCUUGAAAUUUGAAGAAUGUCCACCUCUCAAGGUGCUAGUAAUAGUAACACUUACGGUUAUCGUAACGGUAACAGAACCUCUCUUAAAACGUCAAAUGUCAAGUCCAAGCCCACUCAACGCCGUAAUACCACCGUCAUCAAGGACCAUACUACUGUUCCUGGAAGAGUUCGAGUGGCAGUUAGGUUGCGGCCGCGAAUUGCGGAGGAGUCAGUGGCGGAUGCUGAUUUUGCUGACUGUGUUGAAUUACAGCCAGAGCUCAAAAGGUUAAAACUUCGGAAGAACAAUUGGGAUGGAGAGACUUAUGAAUUUGAUGAGGUGCUUACUGAAUUUGCGUCGCAAAAACGUGUUUAUGAAGUUGUUGCAAGGCCUGUUGUCGAGAGUGUACUGGAUGGUUACAAUGGGACGAUUAUGGCUUAUGGACAGACUGGUACUGGGAAAACUUAUACUCUUGGACGACUUGGGGAGGAAGACACAGCUGCACGUGGAAUAAUGGUACGAGCUAUGGAAGACAUUUUUGCCGAUGUUUCCUUGGAAACUGAUUCAGUCUCAGUCUCAUAUUUGCAGCUUUAUAUGGAGACUAUACAGGAUCUGCUUGACCCUGCCAAUGAUAACAUAGCCAUUGCAGAAGAUCCCAAAACUGGUGAUGUUUCACUACCUGGAGCUACCCUAAUCGAGAUUCGGGACCAGCAGAGUUUUGUUGAACUACUAAGAUUAGGAGAGGCUCAUCGCUUUGCUGCAAAUACGAAACUGAAUACCGAAUCUUCUAGAAGUCAUGCAAUUCUGAUGGUGCAUGUAAAGAGAUCCGUCAAGGGAAGAGAUGUUUCUCAUUCAAAUGAGAAUGGCAAUCAUCCACACAUGAUCAAAUCGUUAAAGCCGCCUAUUGUUCGGAAAGCCAAGUUGGUGGUUGUAGAUCUUGCUGGUUCAGAGCGAAUUGACAAAUCAGGAAGUGAAGGACAUAUGUUAGAGGAAGCCAAAUCCAUCAAUUUGUCUUUGAGUGCAUUGGGGAAAUGUAUUAAUUCACUUGCAGAGAAUAGUGCACAUGUGCCAUUUCGUGACUCAAAGCUUACUAGAUUGUUACGUGAUUCAUUUGGAGGUACAGCAAGAACCUCACUUGUCAUAACUAUUGGACCGUCACCACGGCAUAGGGGAGAGACUGCUAGUACUAUAAUGUUUGGACAGAGGGCUAUGAAGGUAGAAAACAUGAUAAAGUUAAAGGAGGAAUUUGAUUACAAAAGCUUAUCAAGAAGGCUAGACAUAGAAUUAGAUAAACUCAUUAUGGAACAUGAACGACAGCAGAAGGCAUUUGAGGAUGAGAUUGAAAGGUUAGCGACUGAAGCACAGCAUCGGAUAUCUGAGGCUGAAAGAAACUAUGUAGAUUCAUUGGAGAAGGAAAGAUCAAAAUAUCAGAAAGAUUAUAUGGAGUCAAUUAAAAAGAUCGAAGAGAAGGUUAUGUUGAAUCAACGGAAGAAUGAGGAGCCUCAUAUAAAGUCAAGCGUAGAGAUUCCCAAGGUAUCUGCUGAGGAAAUGGCUGAUUUGAAGAAAAUGCUUCAAAAAGAAACUCUUUUAAGAAAAUCUGCUGAGGGGGAAACAAAUAAUUUGAAGAUUCAAGUGGCUGAACUAAAACAGUCAGAGGCAUCAGCAAAGUCAGAGAUAUCAAAACUUCAUAAGAUUUUGGAAGAUGAGGCUCAUCAAAAAGAUAAACUAGAAGGAGAAAUAGCAAUAUUACAAAGUCAAUUGUUGCAGUUUAGUCUUGAAGCCGGUGAGACAAGACGACAACUAAAUGGGGGUGGAUUUGAAAAAGAAGUGGGUUGUCGCGAUUCUCUCACUUCUCAAGUUAAGCAUCAGCAGCAAGCUUCAGGAAAUGGAGAGAAGCCUUCAAUAGCCAAGCUCUUUGAGCAAGUGGGAUUGCAGAAGAUUUUGUCAUUGCUUGAAGCAGAAGAUGUUGAUGUGCGAAUCCAUGCUGUGAAAGUUGUAGCAAAUCUAGCCGCUGAAGAAACAAAUCAGGGGAAGAUUGUAGAAGCGGGGGGCCUUACUUCCUUGCUUAUGCUGCUUAAGACCACACAAGAUGAGACCAUACAUAGAGUUGCUGCAGGUGCUAUUGCAAAUUUGGCAAUGAACGAAACCAAUCAAGAACUCAUUAUGGCCCAAGGGGGCAUUAGUUUGCUGUCAAUGACUGCAGCCAAUGCUGAAGAUCCUCAAACUCUUCGAAUGAUUGCUGGGGCCAUUGCUAAUCUCUGUGGCAAUGAUAAGCUACAGACAGAAUUAAGGGGCGAAGGUGGUAUCAAGGCACUGCUGGGAAUGGUGAGAUGCAGACAUCCUGAUGUGCAUGCACAGGUUGCUCGAGGUAUAGCAAAUUUUGCGAAGUGUGAGUCAAGAGCAUCUAGUCAAGGGAUAAAGAGUGGAAGAUCUUUCCUUAUUGACGAUGGUGCCCUUCCAUGGAUUGUUCAAAAUGCUAAUAUUGAAGCCUCGUCAAUUAGGCGUCAUAUUGAGCUUGCACUCUGUCACUUAGCACAACACGAAAUAAAUGCAAAAGACAUGAUUAAUGGGGGAGCAUUAUGGGAGCUAGUUCGUAUCUCACGAGAUUGUUCUAGAGAAGACAUAAAGAUUCUUGCACAUCGAACAUUAGCCUCCAACCCCGCUUUCCAAGCUGAAAUGAGGCGUUUGCGGCUGAGUCACUGAAGAAUUUUGUAGACAAAGUAAAGCUGGCUGAAACGUCCAAGGAUGGCUUUCUUCAGUGUCUAGUUGAAACUAUAAACUAGUGUUCGUGGGUCCUUGUAAGCGGGUGGUUGAUCCAUCAAUGAAUGACCAUAAUUUAAUCAAGUCAACAUGGUGUCUCUCUGGUCCACUUCCUAGCCUCUGGCAUGUAAAUUGAUUUGUACAUGAAAUAAAUAAGGUAAGAGUAGCAAUAGUUUUGAAUUUCUUCAUUAUAAUAGCUUGUUGCCAAUCAUAACGGCAAUAGUUAAAUUUGUUGAUUAGUGAUGAUUUGAAUUGUUUCAACAAUUGCUAGAAGGUGUGAACUCCGUGAACAUUCAUUUUUUUCAUAAUGAGUGUCCCCUAUCAAGUUGCAAAAGGCAGUGUAUUAUUAUUAUUAUUAUCAUAA